Messenger RNA from Rhodotorula toruloides NP11, 1152 nucleotides. RefSeq lists its product as uncharacterized. The coding region runs from base 1 to 1152 and encodes 383 amino acids. The transcript is spliced from 10 exons. NCBI's taxonomy places the organism in Eukaryota, Fungi, Basidiomycota, Microbotryomycetes, Sporidiobolales, Sporidiobolaceae. The record is from RefSeq and is a predicted model, not a curated record.
AUGCUUCUUACGUUCUGGCGCGCCUUCCGCCGCCGCUGUCACGAAGGCCCAAUCCUCAUCGCUCCCGACUUUCGAAAGGUCUUACAGCGGUGCACCCACCUUGUGCUGGGUCUUUGGGCGCUCACCGCGCAAACGACCAUUCCCUCGGCGAGUUCUGCCUCCUUAAACUCCACCUCUCCAGCAGACUCGACCGUCGUCCUCACGAGGACCAGCACGGGCACGAGUACGAUAACCAGCACCAGCAGCGUAUUGAGCACCGUCGUCUCGGCCUCGUCGACGUCCGCCAGUUCGAGCGCUUUUCCUUCGCCGACGGCGAAUGUCACCACCGGCUCGGACCAAACGUUGAGGCUUUGGCAGCCGAAGGGUGGAUUGGUGAUGUGCCAGAGGGCGGAGUUUGCGUUUACCGGUCCAGCAGUGCCGAAGACGUGCGGCGUCUACGUGACCAACUCGUCCACCUACCUCCAACAAAUCCCUCUCGGAGGCGCCGUUACCUCUUACACCGCUGGCACCUUUUCGUGGCUCGUCGACGUCCCGGCCGGCUUGUCGCUCGACAUCCAGAUCUGGGUCACGCUGAACGGCCAGGUCAACCAAGUGACAAUCCACGGUCUCGUCGUCCAGGAGAGUGGCGACAACACCUGCCUGGCAACCGGGCCAGGCCAGAACACGCAAAGCAUCAUCUCGUACGCCUCGACACUCAACAGCUCGCCUAGCGCCACCGCUACCUCGUCAGGCGGCAAGGGCACGAACGUCGGAGGCAUCGCAGGCGGAGUCGUCGGCGGCGUACUCGGACUCGCCCUUCUCGCGCUUGUCACAGUCUGGUUCCUACGCCGUCGCCACGCUCGUCACCUCGACGAGUACCCUCUCGCGGAGCACGAAAAGCAAUACAGUGACGCGUUCGGUCCGAACGGCGACUUGACGAGCGCGCAAAUGGUUGCGAUGGGAUACCAGGGACAGCCUAUGCCCUCGCCUGGAGGGGUCGUGCCGUACCAGCCGGCGACACCCAGCAUGCUCGCCGAGCCAAUGUCUUCGAGUACCCCUCCGCCAGCUUUGGGCGCCGACUUUGGCUCUCCGCGCUCGCCAGCAGUGACGCAAGGUACGGCAGGUCUCGACGACCCCGCUACUUUCCUCGCGAGGAGUACGAGGGGAAGGUGA